GGGGUGCCGGGGGCGGAACAGGAAGUGACGACAGAAGCGGUGGGCGGUGACACAAGAUGGCGGCUAUGGUGCUGGCGGCGACGCGGCUGCUACGAGGCUCGGGCUCGUGGGGCCGCUCGCGGCUGAGGUUUGGAGACCCUGCAUACAGACGCUUCAGCAGUGGUGGUGCCUACCCCAAUAUCCCCCUCUCUUCCCCCUUGCCCGGAGUACCCAAGCCUGUUUUUGCUACAGUUGAUGGACAAGAAAAGUUCGAAACCAAAGUUACCACACUGGAUAAUGGACUUCGUGUGGCAUCCCAGAAUAAGUUUGGACAAUUCUGUACAGUAGGAAUUCUUAUUAACUCUGGAUCAAGAUACGAAGCGAAAUAUCUUAGUGGGAUUGCUCACUUUUUGGAAAAAUUGGCAUUUUCGUCUACUGAUCAAUUUGACAGCAAAGAUGAAAUUCUGCUUACCUUGGAGAAGCAUGGGGGUAUCUGUGAUUGCCAGACAUCAAGAGACACCACCAUGUAUGCUGUGUCUGCUGAUUCUAAGGGCCUGGACACAGUGGUGGGCUUGCUGGCAGACGUGGUCCUGCACCCCAGGCUGACAGACGAGGAGAUUGAGAUGACGCGCAUGGCUGUGCAGUUUGAGCUGGAGGACCUCAACAUGCGGCCCGACCCAGAGCCACUCCUCACCGAGAUGAUUCACGAGGCCGCGUACAGGGAAAACACGGUGGGCCUCCACCGUUUCUGCCCCGUGGAGAACAUCGGGAAGAUCGACCGGGACGUGCUGCACUCCUAUCUGAGGAACUACUACACCCCUGACCGCAUGGUGCUGGCCGGCGUGGGGGUGGAGCAUGCGCAGCUGGUGGAGUGCGCCCGGAAGUACCUCCUGGGGACCCGCCCCGCCUGGGGCACCGGGGCGGCCGUGCACGUGGACAGAUCGGUGGCUCAGUACACCGGGGGCAUCGUCAAGCUGGAGAGAGACAUGUCCAAUGUCAGCCUGGGCCCCACCCCAUUCCCUGAGCUCACGCACAUCAUGAUCGGCCUGGAGAGCUGCUCCUUCCUGGAGGGGGACUUCAUCCCUUUUGCGGUGUUGAACAUGAUGAUGGGCGGGGGCGGCUCCUUCUCGGCCGGCGGGCCCGGUAAGGGCAUGUUCACCAGGCUCUACCUCAAUGUGCUCAACAGGCACCACUGGAUGUACAAUGCGACCUCCUACCACCACAGCUACGAGGACACAGGCCUGCUGUGCAUUCAUGCCAGCGCCGACCCCAGACAGGUUCGAGAGAUGGUGGAAAUCAUCACGAGGGAGUUUGUUUUAAUGGCUGGGACUGUGGACGUGGUGGAGCUGGAGCGGGCCAAGACGCAGCUCAUGUCCAUGCUCAUGAUGAACCUGGAGGCCCGGCCUGUCAUCUUCGAGGAUGUGGGGAGGCAGGUCCUGGCCACCCGUUCCAGAAAGCUGCCCCACGAGCUGUGUGCACUCAUCCGCGACGUGAAGCCGGAGGACAUCAAGAGGGUCGCCUCCAAGAUGCUCCGCGGGAAGCCCGCCGUGGCCGCGCUGGGGGACCUGAGCGAGCUGCCCGCAUACGAGCACGUGCAGACGGCGCUGGCCAGCAGGGACGGGCGCCUGCCCCGGACGUACCGGCUCUUCCGGUAGAGGCGCCGCAGCAGCGCGCCCCCUGUGCGUGUCUCGGGGGUGACCGCAGGGCAGACCUUCAUGGACUGGGACUUCCCCGAACGUGAGUGGACAGCUCACCAGAGCGUGCUUUCUUCAGAAGACAGGCCAGCCAGCAGAAUAAAGCCUGCUCUCCAGCCCUGUGGCCGGACCAGGGGACUCGCAGGGAGGGGCAGCCACCAGUGGGGGUCAGGCCAGGCUCACCUUCCCGCUCGCCCAGGAAAUCUGGGCGGGUGGGGCCACCACGCAGUCCCCAAGACCAGUGGUGGUGGAGUGGGUGAGGCCCGACCUCUGCUCAGAGGCCAGCAGGGCCCGCCAGCCUGCCCGCUGCUGGAGGCUGUGGCCAUCCACACCAGCAUCUAGGGGUCCCAGGGUGACCCUUCAUCCCACUUGACUGAUGUCGGGGAGCUUCACCCUCUCCUGAUCUCCGAGGUGUGCAGACGCUCAGGCGGGGCUGCUGGGCCUUCUGAGACUUGACUGGGGGACGUGCUGGACAGCAGGAGGACCGAGGCUGUGUGUGGGGCCCUGCAGGGUCAGGCGGCCUUGGUGACGGGCACUGCGCUGGCUGCCUCGUCCUCCUGACGCUGCUGUGGUUGAGGGAGGCUUCCUUCCUGGCCGUCAGCGGGGUGCACCGCUUUGUAGAGGAGUUGACGCAAGGUCAUGUUUUUUUGAAAGCCCAAGGGCAGCCCCUGCUGGGAGCAGGCGUGAUCUCAGGCCAUCAAAUAAAUGUUUGGGCUUCGGCGUCA
This is a messenger RNA of Cervus elaphus (red deer), 2398 nucleotides long. It is a transcript of the gene PMPCA, whose product is annotated as peptidase, mitochondrial processing subunit alpha. NCBI's taxonomy places the organism in Eukaryota, Metazoa, Chordata, Mammalia, Artiodactyla, Cervidae. Gene Ontology annotation, cellular component: mitochondrion. The record is from RefSeq and is a predicted model, not a curated record. Bases 57 to 1634 code for a protein of 525 amino acids. Gene Ontology annotation, molecular function: metal ion binding; metalloendopeptidase activity. The transcript has 13 exons.